Botrytis fragariae is the source of this 1029-nucleotide messenger RNA. RefSeq names its product putative myo-inositol oxygenase protein. The coding region runs from base 1 to 1029 and encodes 342 amino acids. The record is from RefSeq and is a predicted model, not a curated record. Gene Ontology annotation, biological process: inositol catabolic process. Gene Ontology annotation, cellular component: cytoplasm. The transcript has 3 exons. NCBI's taxonomy places the organism in Eukaryota, Fungi, Ascomycota, Leotiomycetes, Helotiales, Sclerotiniaceae. Gene Ontology annotation, molecular function: inositol oxygenase activity; iron ion binding.
AUGGCUUCAGUACUUUCAGUCAGGCAACAGGAGGUUAAGUCUUCAAUCGCACCAGCCGAGGAGCAACAUACUAUCCCAUUUCAAAAUGGAGUAGAUAUACAAGCACUGGAGAUGACCUCCGACAAAAUCGACGAGCUCAACGUUAUCAAAGCCGAUAUGAAAAAGCCUGGCGCUGAGAAAGACAAGACGCUAUUUCGAAGAUAUGAUGAGUCGAAAGACCAUGUUAAACACUUUUACACAGAACAACAUCUCAAACAAACUGUGGAAUACAACAUCACGAUUCGUCAAGAAUUUGCCAACAGAGUUCGGUGGGAAAUGGGCGUGUUGGAGGGUGCACUGCUUCUCGAUAAAUUUGUUGAUCAGUCAGAUCCUGAUACUCAGGUCGGUCAACUAGAGCAUCUUUUUCAGACGUCCGAGGCGGCAAGACUGGCCGGACGGCCCGAUUGGAUGGUUGUUACUGGGUUUGUUCAUGACCUGGGCAAACUAUGGUGCCUCAUGGGGGGUCAAGGACAGUGGGAUACUGUCGGAGAUACCUUCAUAGUAGGCGCUGAGUACUCGAAGCGCAUCGAACUCUAUGAGAGUCUCAAAGACAACCCGGACUUCAAUGAUCCUCGCUACAACACCAAAUACGGCAUUUAUUCUCCAGGGUGUGGAUUAGACAACGUCAUGAUGUCAUGGGGUCAUGAUGAAGUUCUUUACCAGAUUCUCAAAGACCAAUCUACACUCCCACCUGAGGCUUUGGCAAUGAUCCGGUAUCAUUCGUUCUACCCAUGGCAUCGUGAGAAUGAAUACUCACAUUUUGAGAACGAUCAUGAUCGAGCGAUGAAGCCAUGGGUACAGGAUUUCAACCAGUAUGAUCUUUACAGCAAGAGUGAUAGCCCUCCUGAUGUUGAAAAGCUUAUUCCAAUUUACAAGAAAAUGUUGGAUAAGUAUUUUCCUGCUAAGGUCAACUUUGGAAAACUACGAAAUCGACCAACGAGCAGCGGCAGCAGCAGCGGCAGCAACAGUAGUAUGAGCGAAAGUGCUUGA